AUGGCGUCAGGUCCCGCGACUCAGUCACUCAAGUGUGUGGUGACUGGUGAUGGUGCAGUUGGCAAAACAUGUCUUCUGAUCUCGUAUACAACCAAUGCUUUCCCCGGAGAGUACAUCCCUACGGUUUUUGACAACUACACGGCCAGUGUAAUGGUGGAUGGCCGGCCCAUCAGCCUGGGACUGUGGGAUACCGCCGGACAAGAAGAUUACGAUCGCCUCAGACCGUUAUCCUACCCACAAACCGAUGUUUUCUUGAUUUGCUUCUCUAUCGUCAGCCCACCUUCAUUCGACAAUGUCAAAGCGAAGUGGUUCCCUGAAAUUGAACACCACGCCCCCAACGUCCCCAUCAUCCUCGUCGGUACCAAGCUCGAUCUGAGGGAUGACCGCGCAACAACGGAAGCCCUCCGCGCACGCAAGAUGGAAACUGUCUCCUACGAACAAGCUUUGGCUGUGGCCAAGGAGAUCCGCGCACAUAAGUACCUGGAGUGCUCAGCUCUCACACAACGUAACUUGAAGAGCGUGUUUGAUGAAGCCAUCCGGGCUGUUCUCAAUCCCCGUCCUGCUACGAAAUCCGGGAGGAAGGGAGUCAGCAAAUGCAUGAUUUUGUAG
This is a messenger RNA of Penicillium soppii, 609 nucleotides long. It is a transcript of the gene racA, whose product is annotated as putative Rho GTPase Rac. Gene Ontology annotation, molecular function: protein kinase binding; GTP binding; GTPase activity. The transcript has 6 exons. NCBI's taxonomy places the organism in Eukaryota, Fungi, Ascomycota, Eurotiomycetes, Eurotiales, Aspergillaceae. Gene Ontology annotation, biological process: regulation of actin cytoskeleton organization; establishment or maintenance of cell polarity; actin filament organization. Gene Ontology annotation, cellular component: cytoskeleton; cell cortex; plasma membrane. The record is from RefSeq and is a predicted model, not a curated record. The coding region runs from base 1 to 609 and encodes 202 amino acids.